Radiomyces spectabilis is the source of this 1370-nucleotide messenger RNA. RefSeq lists its product as uncharacterized. Gene Ontology annotation, molecular function: protein binding; cysteine-type deubiquitinase activity. The coding region runs from base 100 to 1086 and encodes 328 amino acids. The transcript has 5 exons. The record is from RefSeq and is a predicted model, not a curated record. Lineage: Eukaryota; Fungi; Mucoromycota; Mucoromycetes; Mucorales; Radiomycetaceae.
CGCUUUUCUUUUUCGUUCUUAAAAUUUUUUUUCUUCUUCUGUUGAACCCCUUUUUUCUUUUAUCUUUUGCCUUCCUCUAGAUAGACGCGUCUUCCUGAAAUGUACAGCAACAAGACGCCGAUGGAACGUUUGACGCCAGAGAUCUUGAUCAACUUAGCCAUGCACCUUGACGUGCCAUCCGUUUUCCAGUUAUCCCUCGCAAACAAACAUUUCUCCAAAUUGUUCAGCGAUGAGUUACUGUGUCGACAAUUAGUGGAACGUGAUUAUGGCAUCAAUUACAAACAUCCGGACGAAACGUACGCUGGACUGUUACAUCUCUUGUAUACAGGCGCCAUCCGUCCCAGUCGGUAUUUGAGUGCUGUACCCGAUGAGGUAACGGAUGCCAAACGGGCCGUGUAUCGAGCAUCGCUCGCACAUAAAGAAACGGCGAAUUGCGAUCUGUGCAAAACAAACCCUGCGGAAUACCUUAAUAUGGACCCAGCGGAUAACACCCUAGUAUGCAGCUCAUGUGCCCAAGAAAAUAAGCAACGGUAUGCCGUUCUGUUCAGUCUGAGCUCAGAGGGACUGUACACAUUCAUGGAAGAUGGUUCUAAACACAAGCUUGGUGACGAUAGCGCUGACCGUAACGAAGUGCACAAGGUCAAAGGCAUUACCGAGAGUUUAACAUCCAACGACACCAUCAACGAUUUAGACCGGCGACGUCGAGCGGAACAUCAACUAUACAUUCAGGAACUUCGACGUGAAGAUAUGUCACUAAAGCAUUAUUUGAUUGAGAAGACGUGGGGUCGAUCAUGGAUGUUAUUCCGAACUCGCGAAGGCUCACCGUUACCUGGACGCAUCACCAAUCAGAAACUUGCACGUAGCAACGGAACAUUAGAUCCCAAUAUCAGGUUACCCAUGGAUAAAUAUCGUCCAGCCCCAGAAACGCACGCAGAUAUCGUUAGUGAAAAGUUAUGGUCUUAUCUUGAAAAGGCCUAUGGUGUUCAAGGAAGAGCCUACAGUGAAGAUGAUAUGCAAACGCCCGAAUACGUCCGUCUGCGGGUAUACAUGGAUGAUUACAAGAAAAGCAUCCAUUCUUAUCCUUGAUCAAUCAAACAAAGCUUAAAUUCCAUCUCAUGCUUUUUUUUUUUCUACAUCCAUGGAAUCCUCAUUCUCCCGUGUUAUAAUCUUCCUGUUGGUGAUCGUUUUUUCGGUUUCUUUUCAUUCUUCAACUUUAUUUAUCACACUAGAUGAAGAGGAAAAGGAACUAGUUUUUGUACAGUAGUGGUCGCCCCUCCUUUUUUUUUUUUUAUCCAAUGUUCAUCUGAAGUAAAACUUGUUUUCAGUCCUCAUCGAACAAAUGUCAAAAACGAACGCUGUAUAAGAAAGGA